Molecule: messenger RNA, 4667 nt
Organism: Pipistrellus kuhlii (Kuhl's pipistrelle)
Lineage: Eukaryota; Metazoa; Chordata; Mammalia; Chiroptera; Vespertilionidae
Gene: PTPN9
Product: protein tyrosine phosphatase non-receptor type 9
Exons: 14
Coding region: 256-2139 (627 amino acids)
Biological process (GO): protein dephosphorylation
Molecular function (GO): protein tyrosine phosphatase activity
Source: RefSeq, a predicted model, not a curated record
GCGGGCGGGUGGCCGGACCGCAGCCCAGGGCCCGGCGCGCUCGGCGGAGAGGCCCGGCCGGGUCUGCAUUUCCUCCUCUCCCCUCCCGGGCGGCCGGCUCUCCGCGGCAGUGUUCCGGGAGGAGAGCACACAGGUCUCCGCCCCGAGGACCGGGCGCCGGGAGCCUUCGGCGAGGAGCCCGCGGCGCCGGGCGCGGCAUGCCCGGGCCGGCCCCGCGCUGCUGAGCCGCGGCGCCCGGAGCGGGCUGGCGGCGGGAUGGAGCCCGCGACCGCGCCCCAGGCCGACAUGGCGCCGGAGCUGACCCCGGAGGAGGAGCAGGCCACCAAGCAGUUUCUUGAAGAGAUUAACAAGUGGACAGUUCAGUACAACGUUUCUCCUCUCUCUUGGAAUGUGGCUGUAAAGUUCCUCAUGGCUCGGAAGUUUGAUGUGCUCCGCGCCAUAGAGUUGUUCCACUCCUACAGGAGAGGAAGAGGGAGGGAUAGAGAGUUAGAAACAUCGAUGAGAGAGAAACAUCGAUCAGCUUCCUCUUGGACACCUCCUACUGCGGAUGUACCCACAAUCAAGGAAACAAGAAGGAAGGAAGGCAUUGUGAAUCUGAAACCUCAUGAAGAACCUCUCCGUUCUGAGAUUCUUAGUGGAAAAUUCACCAUCUUAGAUGUUCGGGACCCAACAGGAGCCUCCAUUGCCCUCUUCACUGCCAGAUUGCAUCAUCCACACAAAUCAGUGCAACAUGUGGUACUUCAGGCUCUGUUUUACUUGUUAGACAGAGCUGUAGAUAGCUUUGAAACACAGAGAAAUGGACUGGUGUUUAUCUAUGACAUGUGUGGUUCUAAUUAUACCAACUUUGAGCUGGAUCUUGGCAAGAAAGUCCUAAACCUGCUGAAGGGGGCAUUUCCAGCUCGUUUGAAGAAAGUGCUGAUUGUGGGAGCACCCAUAUGGUUCCGAGUGCCCUAUUCCAUCAUCAGCCUCCUCCUGAAGGACAAAGUCCGGGAGAGGAUUCAGAUAUUAAAGACAUCCGAGGUCACCCAGCACCUGCCCAGAGAGUGCCUUCCAGAAAACCUGGGUGGGUACGUCAAAAUGGACCUCGCCACUUGGAAUUUCCAAUUCCUACCCCAGAUGAAUGGCCACCCGGACCCCUUCGAUGAGAUCAUCUUGUUCUCCCUCCCUCCUGCUUUAGACUGGGACUCAGUGCAUGUUCCAGGUCCUCAUGCCAUGACCAUCCAAGAGCUGAUGAAUUAUGUUAGCACCAGGCAAAAGCGAGGAAUAUAUGAGGAGUAUGAAGACAUUCGUCGUGAGAACCCUGUUGGCACUUUCCACUGUUCCAUGUCUCCAGGAAACCUAGAGAAGAACCGCUAUGGGGAUGUACCCUGCCUGGACCAAACAAGAGUAAAACUGAUAAAACGAAGUGGCCAUACUCAGACAGAUUACAUCAAUGCCAGUUUCAUGGAUGGCUAUAAGCAGAAGAAUGCUUACAUUGGUACACAAGGCCCUUUAGAGAAUACUUACCGUGAUUUUUGGCUCAUGGUAUGGGAGCAAAAAGUCUUGGUGAUUGUCAUGACCACUCGCUUUGAGGAGGGCGGCAGGAGGAAGUGUGGUCAGUACUGGCCUUUAGAAAAAGACUCUCGGAUCCGAUUUGGCUUCCUCACAGUGACCAAUCUAGGCGUGGAGAACAUGAACCAUUAUAAGAAAACAACGCUAGAAAUUCAUAACACAGAGGAGCGGCAGAAACGCCAGGUGACUCACUUUCAAUUCCUGAGCUGGCCAGAUUAUGGUGUACCCUCCUCAGCAGCUUCCCUCAUUGACUUCUUGAGAGCAGUCAGGAGGCAGCAGAGGUUGGCCGUCAGCAGCAUGGGUGCACACGCCAAAGGGCAGAGCCCUGAACCACCCAUUGUGGUCCAUUGCAGUGCAGGCAUUGGCAGGACAGGUACCUUCUGCUCACUGGACAUCUGCCUGGCACAGUUGGAGGAGCUCGGUACCCUUAAUGUGUUCCAGACUGUGUCCCGCAUGAGGACCCAGAGGGCCUUCAGCAUUCAGACCCCUGAGCAGUACUAUUUUUGCUACAAGGCAAUCCUGGAGUUCGCAGAAACGGAGGGCAUGGUGCCAUCCAGCCACAACAUCCUGGCUAUGGAGAGUCAGUAACUGUCCCAUGAGCCGCCUCCUGCUGGCCAGCCUUCUUCCUUAAGCUCCCUGGACACCGCUGAGCCUAUGGGCUGCCAUCAGUUACACUGAAGCCAUGAAUGAACUUCUUUCUUGUGUCUCCUGGUGUACGCAGGGCGGCCUUUCCUUUUGGCUAGGUAGAUACGGUGAAAUGGUUACUAGAAAGGGCCAGCAGCAAUGUGUUCUUAAUUCCUAGCACCUGCCAUUGAACUGUGCCUUAUUAAAACCAAAUUGUGGCUAUUGAUUUUUGCUAGAGGCUCUAAGCAAGGUAAGUGAGAAAGGAACCUGCCCGCUCUCCUUUCCCAAUGCCUUCUCCUUCUGGAGAUCUCUUUCCCAUUCCUUCCCCAUUACUAGGAUUUGAUGGGGAGGUUUGGUGAGCAUCCACCUUCCUUCCCAGAAAGCUUGACCAAGUUAUAUGUUCUAGAGAAAGUCCCGAGUGCCAAGCACGUUUAUUCCUAGAGCGUGUAUUCGAAUCUCUUCUGUUCGCGUAUGUGUGCACGCACUUAUGUGUAUGGAUCCAUAUGUACGUGUGUAUAUAAAUAUAUAUUGUAUGUGACAAUAUGGUGGUAUUCUGUAAAUACAUAUACACACAGUUACUCCUUUAUAAAAGUUCCUGGGGCUCCAUGUUGCAGUUUAGGACUCGUUGCUUCUUGUGCCCUACUGUUUAUCUGGACUAGCUGGGGUUGGGGAUCAUGUCUCCUGUUGUCAGACCACAGAGUGGUGGAAGAGGACACAGGUAUAUCUACUCUUUGUGUUUUUGCCACAGGCCUUCAUCCUUACGUAAUGACUUAUCUCACUCCAGAAUGCUACCUUUUGGAGCCAAAAAUACUGGUUUGUGGGGACACUGGUUUAAUUCAGCUUAGAUUACCCUUACCUAAUGAUUUCCUCUGUUUACUUUGCUGAUUUUGGUACUAGACCUCCACUGUGAUUCUUUUUUCUGUCCCAGUCCCUCGGGGUUUGAAGCCUGGGAGUAGAGAUGAACUCACUAAGCAGCCAGAGCCAAAAACAAUUUCUUAGAAGGAGGGAGAAGGAUCCUAGGUAUGAGAAAGGAAACUACUAUGAGAAUCUGUCCCUGGGAGAAUGUGCUAGGGUCCCUUUUUCUUUUGCCAAAAGGUUCCUUUCCUUAUGCAGCUUGGUCCUAUCCACUCAAAUCACCAUUUCUUUCUGCUAGUAGCCUGCCAGACCCUGGAGCUCGAGCUGUGUGGGUUCUGUGACAGUAAAAACCUUAACUCCUGACUGGGCAUAGCAGUCCCCCUGCAAUUACUAUUUCCUUCCCAUUCACCCAACCUAUUCCUGUCUGCUCCCAGCCACCAGCCUGAUAUGCCAGGGAUGGAAUCGAGUCCCCAGUGCUCCAUAUUCCCAAGAAAAUCCCAGGAACCCCUAAAGCUUCCUCCAUCACAGAUGAGGUUGGUAGCUGAUCAGACCUCAAUAAUUUUAUACUGUAAUAAGCUCUUGAAUGUAUAUGUUCUUAUUUUACAAUCUUUUCCUUUUGUAUUUAAUGUCAAUGGAUUGAGUCAGAUUCAGAAAAUAAUUGUAAAUGUUCAUAUUCACUAUCUUAUACCAAUAGUUUUGUGUUUACAUAUAAAUAUACUGACAUGAUCAAACUCCUUUAGCUUCAUCAAUUUAGUAGCAGUGUUGGGUUGGGAAGGUAAGGAGAGGGUCCAAGAGCUGGUCUGGGAGGAUUAGAGAGGUAGGGAGGGACCCAAGGCCUCAAUAUCUGAGACUUUCAGGUCUGAAAGCCAUCUAUCUACCUUGCCUGUAGGCCAUGACCUUACCUCUGGAUCCAUACCAGUUGAGUGCUCUGGGUUGCCAAUCUCUAUGCUUGGUGCUUUUCUUCUUAUUACCUCAUUCAAACCUUACAACAAUCCAAUGAAAGAUUAUUCUCUCUUCAUUCUAUUUCUAAAUAGAUGAAGAAAGUGAGGUCCAGAAGGUUACAGUGAUUUGCUCUAGAACUAGAGCUGAAGUUGGUCUGCUUACAAAGCCUUUGGCCUCUUCACUGCAUUGCUUUCUCAAACAUACAGUGUUUUGUCUUUUGAAACUAGAUCUUUUUUGUAGUUCUCUUUUACAGCAUACACAUUGCUUAAAAUUCCAGGUAAUUGAUCUUGAGCUCAUGUUGCACGUAGUAAACUAGAAGGGUGACAGAGUUGGUGACUGAUUCUCCCAAAUAGGAUCUCCUUAUGUAGGGUUUUCAGAUCUGUAGAGUACUGAAAGGGUCAUUUUCCUAGGGACACUACACGCUUAUGGGCACACUCGUGUUUGUGGGAAGAUCUUGUGUCAUUUGCAUCUCUCUUAGAAUGGAACCAGAGCUUUAUCCAUGCAGGCCUAUUCCCAUUGCCAGAUAGCUACUCCCUAUUGACAGCCUACCAAAGUGGGACUGUUCUGGCCUAAAGUGUGUGCAAAUAUUGGAGUGUUUUUAAAAAUUAUAGCAGUUAACAUUUACUGGGUGCUUGACUUUCCAGGUGUUUAAAGUGCUUUCUAAGUAUUAUUUCAUUCACCCUCAAAAAAUUUAA